AUGCUACCUCAGCCCAGGGGAAAUCGCCGACCUCGGCCUGACCUGCCGGUCAGAGGUCGCAAAGGCAACGUUGGACAUGACAGACUUGCCGCCGGUAUGGCCCACUUCCGCGGACAGCUCCACCCCCACUGGCGCAAGCAUCAAUUGAGCCACAACCGUCCGCAACUGUAUGAUGGUCUCAAAGGAGUAUGUCAAGGGUCAAGACACCCGGGCAUUAUGAGCAGUCGGGGACAGUCUUGGGCAAGCCAUUCCAACUGA
Protopolystoma xenopodis is the source of this 258-nucleotide messenger RNA. The record is from the annotation of a GenBank genome assembly. NCBI's taxonomy places the organism in Eukaryota, Metazoa, Platyhelminthes, Monogenea, Polystomatidea, Polystomatidae.